AUGGCGGGUACCCAUUGUGCCGGCUACGGUAGGCGGGAUGCCGCCACGACCCCGUCGGGCCGAGACGUGGAUGCGUAUUCCUCCUCCGGCUACGCUCAGCGGGGUGACGACGUUGCUAAAGCCUCUUCCUUGUCAGUGAGUCGCGCGGGCCAGGGAUCGCUGAGUUCGAGGCGCUCUCGCCAGCCGCUCAACCGCAGCUCGCAUAACCCGUACGUAAUCCUCGGCAACAGCGACGUCAGUCGCCCAGAGCUGGAGGCAUCUGUCAUGGAGAGCUCCUCGAGAGCCGUGCGUCGGCGCCGCAGCAGCUACAGCUACAGUAACAACACAUCGCAGAAUGCGCUCAUGUUUGAGUUCAACUCUACCUCUACCUCCACCUCCACUCCGACCCCCGCCGACUUCGGUUCGAGCAACCUCGCUGACAGCGGGACGAUUCGCCGGCACCCGAGUCAGCAGCUGCAACAACAGCCGCCAGUCGAGGCGCCGUCGACGCGGUUUUGGCGCGAUGGCAACCGAAUGACAUUGUCUACGACCGAUGUUCGUCCCAUCUCCGUCACGACAGUGGGCACCCUCACCUGUAGUGACAAGGAGCAGAACUUGAACGUCAAUGUGAAGCAGCGCGUACGGCCUGGCGCCAACUCCGCCACCUGCUCCCUCAAUACCUCAAGUAUGACGACGCCGGUGGUCCAGUCCGUGUCACCUGCGCCAACUAGCACUUCGGCGAUGGCGCGCAACGUCUCCAGCCUCGCUGAGGCAACCCUACCUGUGUCUCUUGGUGCCACCUCCAACGCGUCCCGCUUCAUCACGAGCGGCGGCUCGGCCUCGGAGGACCCCAGUUCGUGUGGACCUUCAUCGCAGCACCUCGAUCGCCGCUACGUUGAUGUGCCAACGAGCACCCCUAGCACGGCAGAUGGCAUCGAGCUGGCAGGUCAGCGGAGGAACGAGCCUGAAGUGAGCCCCUAUGCCCCGUGCCAUUACCCUUCAAAGUCCCUGUACUAUCAGCAUCCACAGCAGCAGCAGCAGCAGCAGCAACAGCAGCAACACCCGCAGCCCCAGCCGUACGGCUACGGCGUACAGGCCCGACCUUACCCACUGCAGCAGCAGCACCAGCACCAGCAGGCUUACGUUUAUGGUGGCUACCCGAGCCAUAACUACCCCGCUAUGCCUCCUCAGCCGGGCUACUACGCGCAGAUGACCACACCACCAAAGCAGCAGCAGUACUACGCUCCUCCGGCGCCGAACAGCAACAUGACCAUGCUCGGAAACACGAAUGACGGGGCUCCCAGCCAAACUUACGCAGAAGUAGCGUACGCAUCAAUACCACAGCCUGCACAGGCCCCGUACAUGGGCAGUCCCGGGACAAUAAUGGGCCCGUAUAGUUAUCUGCCGAUGCCUCCCAUGGCGCACUACGCUGGCGUGACCCUUGGUAGCUUCUCGGACGUGCAGAGCGCUACGCAAAGGCAAAGUUCCGGGAAUGCUACGGCUCAGGUUCAGCACACCCAGGCGCUGGCGGUGGUAGCCACCGAUCCCACUCCAGCUGCCACUGCCUGUACCCUUGGCAAACCCACGAAGGCCAAAGCGCAGCACGCAGACCCCCCACAGCUGCAUCAUCAGAGCGCCAAGAAGGUCGCCGCCCCAGCCUCCGUCUCAAGCUUGGCGUCGACACUCGACACGGGCUCGAAGGCAGGCACGCAGUCCGCGUCGACCGUGGCUCGAACGUCGGCAGCGCCAAGACCAACCAGCUCGUCCUCGAAGAAGCUCCCCAAGAAGCAAAACGAUGCGCGCUUUCACGUGAACCGCGACGCACCAGUUCGCUUGUUUGUGGUCGUGAAGCGCAAGAGAGAAGGUCAGCGGUACGCCUGCGCCCUCCCUCCUGAGGAAGUCCCGCUGGGCAGCCACAUGCUUGUGGAGGGAGACCGCGGUGCCGACAUUGGCGAGGUGAUCCGCCACGUGUCGAUUGAGCAAAUGGCUCGCGACUGCGCCAUCGUGGAGCGGCUGCGACAGCGGGCGAUGGAGCGAAUGCUAGGGUCCAAGGAAGGCAUCGUCGGCAACGCGCAUGACGACGCUGCCAACGCCGACCUCAACGAGGCCGAUUUGCCGCAUCUGACGGGAGAGGCUGCUCUGGAGUACGUCAUGUCACUCAAGACGUGGCCGUGGCUGAUUGGACCAACCACGGCGGAGGACAUGGCGAGUCUGGGGCCGCAGCUCGAGGCCGAGAAGCAAGCCUACGCCACCGCUAAGCCGAUCGUGCAACAGUUCAUCGAAAACCGCUACCUGCAGCGCGUCGCACGCAACGAGGCAGCACUGGCGGCAGCGGCCGCUACUGCCGAGGCGUCUAAAGCGGCCGACACAUUGGCUGCUGCGGCUGAGGAGUCGGGAGAGUACAGCGCCGAUCACACCUCCACAGACGACGGCGAGCGGCGUCGCAACCUGACACCUCUGUCUGGGGAAGAGCUGAAGAUGCUCGAGCUGAGCCGCGAGGUCACGCUGCUCGACUGCGAGUAUCAAUUCACACGCGAGAAGAUCACAUUGUACGUCAGCCGCCCAUCUCGCAACAUUUUCGUAGACUUUCGCAGUAUGCAGCGCAAGCUCUUCCGCACCUUCCGCUGUCGAAUCUGGAUCGCCUACAUGGACGAGGUGACGCACGAUAAGGACGCACCGGAGUCGUUUGUCUUUGUGCCCUCUCCGUCCACGCCUGCCGCUGCCACCGCGCCGACGCGCGGCGACGCCAAGGGAGCAAAGGAUGUGGCGUGA
This is a messenger RNA of Leishmania mexicana MHOM/GT/2001/U1103, 2751 nucleotides long. RefSeq lists its product as hypothetical. The transcript has a single exon. The coding region runs from base 1 to 2751 and encodes 916 amino acids. Lineage: Eukaryota; Euglenozoa; Kinetoplastea; Trypanosomatida; Trypanosomatidae. Gene Ontology annotation, cellular component: cytoplasm. The record is from RefSeq and is a predicted model, not a curated record.